This is a messenger RNA of Solea senegalensis (Senegalese sole), 3195 nucleotides long. RefSeq names its product thyroid stimulating hormone receptor (gene tshr). The record is from RefSeq and is a predicted model, not a curated record. Gene Ontology annotation, molecular function: thyroid-stimulating hormone receptor activity. Gene Ontology annotation, biological process: G protein-coupled receptor signaling pathway. NCBI's taxonomy places the organism in Eukaryota, Metazoa, Chordata, Actinopteri, Pleuronectiformes, Soleidae. Gene Ontology annotation, cellular component: membrane.
GUUGUUGUGGACACCAAGAGGAACCUCCAGGUGGACUCGCAGAAGUCUUGGACACUUUGGAAGCAGCGACACUGGCGGUGAGCAUGCUCUGCAGAAGCGUGCAGGUGAUGACAACAUGCGCCUUGUUUACGCUGCUCUGUGAGCCUGUGCUCGCCGUGUCGGAGGCUGAUUCCUGCCCUGCUGUCUGCGAGUGCUCCGAGUGGCAAACUCACACCAUCUCCUGCUUUGACAUUGAUUUUCUCCCCAGGUUUCCAGCGAGCACGGAGACACUAUGGCUUUUCGAGACCCGUCUGUCAUCGGUGCCAGCGGACGCCUUUGCCAACAUGGUCAACAUCUCGAUGAUAUAUAUAUCGGUGGACGUGACGCUGCAGAGGCUGGAGAGGCACUCGUUCUACAGCCUGAGGAAAGUCACCCAGAUUGAGAUACGUAAUGCAAAGAGUUUGACCUACGUUGACCCAGAAGCCUUUAAGCAUCUCCCGAACCUCAAAUACCUGGGGAUUUUCAACACCGGCCUUACUUUGUUCCCUGACCUGAGCAACAUCCACUCUCGUGACAUGAACUUCAUCUUGGAAAUUGUGGAUCAUCCCUACAUGACUGAAAUCCCAGCCAAUUCCUUCCGUGGCAUCACCAGCGAUGUGCUGACACUGAUGUUGUAUGGAAAUGGCUUCAGAGAAAUCCAUCACCACGCUUUCAACGGGACCAGGCUGGAUCAAGUCGACCUUCACAGGAACAAGGAUUUGACCAAGAUGGAUGAAAGGGCUUUCGCGGGCACCAUUAGCGGCCCCAUGCUUCUAGACGUUUCCCUGACAGGGAUCCGAUCGCUGCCGACCGCAGGUAUGGAUUCUCUCCGGGAGCUGAAGGCGCGCAACACCUGGUCCCUCAAGAAACUGCCACCUAUCAAAACAUUCAAGCACCUCUCCAUCGCCAACCUCACCUACCCCAGCCACUGCUGCGGCUUCAAAAACCUCAAGAAGAAACGAGGCUUUCUCGAGUACCUGAUCUGCAACUUGACUGCGCUCCAAGACCAGCAUCACAAGCGCUCUGUGGGACCCCUCACCAGGACCUCUUUUCAGGGAGAUAGCAUGCUCGAGACGGUCUCUGACCUGGAGCCACACGACGGAGGUCAGAUUGAGUCCCAGCAGCAAGACUGGAGGAGAGGUGACUUCCAUGGCAGCCUCCACUACCACGCCUAUUUCGGGGGCCAGCCGGAUGAGGAUGUGGGUUUCGGAGAGACUCUCAAGAACCCCCAAGAGGACACCAGCCAAGAUUUUGACAGUCGUUACGAUUAUGUGGUGUGUGAGGAGGGAGAGGAGGUGGCAUGUUCACCAGUCCCUGAUGAGUUCAAUCCUUGUGAGGACAUAAUGGGUUUUGGCUUCCUGCGAGUGUCUGUGUGGUUUGUGAGUCUGCUGGCCAUUCUGGGAAAUGUGGUGGUGCUACUGGUGCUGCUCACUAGCCAUUACAAGCUCUCAGUCUCCCGCUUCCUCAUGUGUCACCUCGCCUUUGCAGAUCUAUGCAUGGGGAUUUAUCUGCUGCUCAUUGCCUCCGUAGACCUCCACACAAGGGCCGAGUACUUCAACCAUGCCAUAGACUGGCAGACAGGUCCUGGAUGUGGGCUUGCGGGUUUUUUCACGGUGUUUGCCAGUGAACUGUCCGUCUACACCUUGACAGUGAUCACUCUGGAGAGGUGGUACGCCAUCACCUUCGCCAUGAGGCUGGAUCGCAAGUUGCGUCUGCACCAUGCGGCGGCCGUGAUGCUAGGCGGCUGGAUUUUCUGCCUGGUCCUGGCUCUGCUUCCACUCGCCGGGGUGAGCAGUUAUCAGAAGGUCAGCAUCUGUCUCCCAAUGGACACUCAGUCCACAAUGGCUCAGGUCUACGUCUUGUCAGUGCUGGUCCUCAACAUUCUGGCCUUCCUCGUUAUCUGCGCUUGCUACUUCAAGAUCUACUGUGCAGUGCACAACCCUCACUACCGUUCUGGAUCCAAAGACACCAACAUUGCGAAGCGCAUGGCGGUCCUCAUCUUUACUGACUUCUUGUGCAUGGCACCCAUUUCCUUCUACGCCAUGUCAGCCGUGCUGGACCAGCCUUUAAUCACUGUCUCCAACUCCAAGAUCUUAUUGGUGCUCUUCUACCCGCUUAACUCCUGUGCCAACCCGUUCCUCUAUGCAAUAUUCACCAAAGCCUUCAGGGGGGAUGUGUUCAUCCUCCUCAGUAAGGUGGGUCUAUGUCAGCAACAAGCGCAGUUGUUCAGAGGCCAGACAGUCUCGUCCAAAGGAAGCAGUGGAACAUCUCAGGUUCGCAAAGACAAGUGUAAAAUUAGGAAGGGAGGAAGUGGAGGGCAGGAGGAGCUGCCCAUCCACCUGAGGAAAUGCUCCGGAUAUACCUGCCACCAAGCAGUCGGCCAGGAGACAGUCCUGAAGAGAGCCAGAGCCUGAACACGUGAGCCAAACAUCAGCUUGAAGAAACUGGGGGGAAAAAAAGUAAGUCAGGUUCAAGUGGGACCCGAAGAAGCCUUGAAGUGUUUGUGGACAGAAGUGUUUGGAUAUUUAACAGAAAGCGCCGGGAUUCUGUAUCUGCGUCAACUUUCAGGCUAAGUUCAGCUGUUUUCACAAUUUUCGGCUGUGAUGAUUUUAUGGUUCCAGUUGUUGGAAAAAACAGAGUGUCAGUGAAACAUGAGCUGGACUUCAUCUCAUUUAGGGUCCUUUUUUUCUCUCUGAUAGACUGCAGAGAGGAGGGCAUAGACUAUUGUACGUUAAACUAAAGAUGCAUCGCCAACAAACAAAUACUGUACAUAACUAUGAAUAAAGUCUAUUUUUCUUUUAUUUCAUAUUGAGUGUAAUGUGUGCACAUUAUCUGCUUGCAGUGUGACUAUGAGAUAAAAGAAAAAGCAUAAGCUCGUCACUUGUGAUCGAAAUACAUUACAGUGUUUGAUGAUUAUUGAUUAAAACAGGUCACGUUGUCUGAAAUCUAAUGCAUUUAUGAAGCUGAAAAGUGAAGUGGGGUUUUUUUUGGACUGCACCAAGCAGAUGUUUCUCCUCUUUUGGAUCAAACUAUGUGCCUACUGUUGUUUUUAAGUGUUGUCAUGAUGUUUCUCAAGCUAUUAAAUAUUGGUACUUUCACCUAUUGCUCAAUGAUCCGGCUUAACACUGUUUGCACACUCCCAAGAGCAUGUGAUCCAAUUACAAAAGUAAACCCCCA